AUGUUUUCGUGCUUAACACACCUCACCCAGCCUUUCGCUUUGCAAAUUUUGCCACCCAGGUCCCAACGGCCUGUUUAUCAACACAGACGAUUACCCGACAGCUACAGAAAUCCGACCCUGCAUCGUCUUCUCAGAUUCGUCCAGUGGACAAGGCACAGUGAAGGUCCGCCUCAGGCGAACAGACGCUGCAGGUGGCACGAUUUUCUACGAGGACCCAGGUGGGAUGAUUUUGGCGGGACUUAUUCAGGGAGUGGCUUGUACCACGUGACGUGUGGCGCUUGGCGGUCGGUGGCGUCCAUUUCUUGUGGAACGAGCUGGGUCAACACCUGUCAAUUGGAUGCAAUGCAUGGCCAGGCUGUAAGCACCACCAUCAGCAGUUACUUCAUGGAGUUCCGUGUUGCAUUGGCUCGUGACGUUUGUCGCUUCGCGCCGGUGAUCACUCGCAUGGCCGGCAACACAGCGGAACUUUUCAAGAUUGGAUCGUGGAGCGAUUGGCAGUACAGGCUCUCAGAUGCUCCCAUCUAUUGUCCAGAGGGCAAGAUCUUGACAGAUCUGGAUGCGUCCACGGAACACAUGCGCUACUCCUGCGGUUCAGUGGCAGGGCUGGGCAGUUGUUCCGAAGGCUUCACGGCACAGGCGGAUGUCAAAGAUUGGUCGACCUAUGCCAACUUGGGCACUUUGUCCAUUGUUUGCCCACAGGACGCCUUGCUGAAUGGGUUCCACUUCGAGUUUUCGGAGGGUGGCAGGUGGAUCCGUUUCCGCUACACCUGUUGCCAUGCUGCUGGAGCCCCGAUGGCUUUGAUACCUGUGCAGCCAGGCCCAGCAUCUUCCAUAGAAGGCCUCUAUUGUCCUGUUGGCAAAGAUGCAUCUGGCCGCCCCAUGUAUGACCAAACCUUCGAAAGCCCCACUGUUUUGACCAGCUCAAUGGUAUCGCUAACGGCUUGGGCAUGUGACUGUUGUCAAUGCGCCAAUGAUAAGACUACAAUCGACGUGGGCAGGUAUGGAACAGUAGCUGCAGGGAACAGCUUUGGUGUCACCGGUUGGUGCGGAAAGUGUGUCCUUUAUUGUGACGGAGUCAAGGCUGAUGAGUAUGCUCUUUGGGGUAGCUCUGAUUCUGGUAGAGCUUUUCCGUCGCAGUGCACUGGUGCCAUUUCUGUUGAGAUCCACGGCGGCGGCCAUUGUGGUGGUUGUGAGGUCAAAGGUUCUGGGCUGAUGAUCAACCCUUGGCCCAAACAGCCAUCUUUGUUGGACACCGGCAGCGAAAGUCACACUGCUCCGCAACGACUGUCGUUUGAUCCCAACGCUGGAAAGUGGUGUCUGGCCGGUACUUGCACAGAGGUGGAUGGACGGGUUCAACCCAUCGGUCUCUCGUCACAGUCCUUUGAUAUCGCGGCAGUCUCCGAUUUCGAUGGUGUCUUUCAAGGCAAGGGCGUCCCCAAGCAGGGCGGAGGUAAUGCUGCGGCUUUGAAGGCACGCCUGCGCGCCAUCAAGACCCCAAAGCGGCCCAAAGCGCCAAAGGUGCCUAAGCUAGAGACCUUCACACCGGAGGAACCCACCUUUGCAGCUGAGUGUAUGGACUACAACCGCCUAUGGGCUUCGAUCCAAGAAAGCUACAAGGAUGCAGACGGUACGGUGACGCCACACACAAAUCAGCUGAAAGCAGAGCCAGUGUAUGAUCUCUCUGAGACGAACCCUUGCGAAGUGGCUGCCGCUGUCUCGGGCACGCGCGGGAAGAUUGGUGGAGGUGACGGUCGGAGCACCCCAGAGAAGAUGCCCUACACCGAGCUGGAUGGCUGUGCUGCACGUGUCAUCACCCGCGACUUGGAGUUGGCCAAGAGGGAGCGAGACUCCGAGAUCUUCCACACCAUCUUCGAUAUAGCGGAUGAGUCGAUGGAUCUUGUUUGCGAUGCUCCGCCCAACAUUGAGACAGCGCCCAUGGGAGUAGGUGCCGAAUUCCAAGCCGAGGAUUGGUGUACAGAUGGGUUCAACCUUGCGCAUGCUAUGGUUCUUAUGGCUAGCUAUCAUGGGGGCAUAGGCUUUGCCAAUAGCAUCUACGAAGUGGAGAACGAAGACAACCAAGAUUGCGAUCCCCUCCAGGCUGGUUUGGAUCGGCUCUUCUGCGACAUCCAUUGUGUGCGCGACGCAGUGGUCCGUGGCGACCGGGCCAUUUUGAGGAAUUUGAAGGCUGCAACGGAGGUGACGAACAACAACAUGAAGAAGAUGGUGGAAUGGUCCGUGGCUGCCAACCGUGCGGAGACUGGCUGGUUGGCCGCCAAGUUGGACACAACGGAAGAUCGAUUGAGCAUCCGAAUUCAGAUGGUCCAAGACGCGUUGGCAACUUCCAAUACAGCAGCCCUGCAAGAAGCGAAAGAGGUGAGUGGAUCCAUGUUGGAGGAGUUGGCAGGCUUCGCUGAUGCUGCGUCCCUGAACGCCGUGUCGCGACACACUGCAAACGAGGCGUUGGAGGAAUACCUGCGCAGCGCCGAGCUGUCAGGUGGGCCAAACAUUUCCAGAGCCAGUGCAGCCUUGCAGCAACUUGAGAUGCUCCAUGCAAAGAUGUCCAGUGCUGGCAGCGCUUCCAGGAUGCAUACCUUGGGGCAGCAAUUCCAACGAGAAGCUGCCAAUUUGCAGGUCUUGGCCAAGAAGCAGCUGCAAAUUCUGGGUGUCUACAAGGAACGUGGCAACUUGACCAGCCACGCUGUGCGCACCUGGCAAGAGGAAACCCACGCGAUCGAGCGGCGAAAUGCGCUGGUGCAGGUGGAUCGAAUCUGGUGGGAGCUCCGAUCGACAUUGGACAACUACUUGGAGGUGGCCGAAUUGCAAGUGAAGGCCUUCAUGGACUCGCUUACGGCCAUUGAGUCCUACGAGCACUGUUCGGCCAACCUGGGACAGGUGCAGAAGAGCUAUGCCCAGACCUUGAAAGCUCGAGAUUCUGGGCAUUUUGUCCUCCGCGAGACUUGGAGAGACAGCGUGAACUUGAUUGGGGAGUUGGCCUCUGUGAUUGUUGACGGCGAGAUCUUCCAGAUCUUUGUUGACACUGAAGGUUGCCACUCUGCCCUGGUCACACAGACCAUGAAGCAAGUGCGCUUUGCAGUAAGAUCUCUGAGCUUGUUGUCCCACCGUUUUGAAGUAGGAGGGUUGCCAAAGCCUGACGGAACUUCGUUGUUGCAAUCAUUGCGGCGUAUCCGCAAGAGUUUUAAGGCAGCGAAGGCCGGAUGUGACAACGGCAAAGAUGUUGCAGGCAAGUAA
This is a messenger RNA of Cladocopium goreaui, 3249 nucleotides long. The record is from the annotation of a GenBank genome assembly. NCBI's taxonomy places the organism in Eukaryota, Dinophyceae, Suessiales, Symbiodiniaceae.